AUGAAGAAGAAAUUAGCAAGCACCAUCACUGAGUCCUCUAAACUUGAUCGCAAAACCAUUGAAAAGAACCGCAGAAUUCACAUGAAAACCCUCUGCAUCCAGCUUGCUUCUCUUAUUCCUUCCAACCUCAAACCAUCCAAAUCCAAGUUUAUGCACGGACAGCAAGAUCAAGUGGAUCUGGCAGCGAGGUAUAUAAAGCACAUGAGAGAAAGAGUAGAGAAAUUGAAGAGGCAGAAAGAGCAAGCCAUGAAGUCAAACUCAAACCAAACAAAUAGCAGAAAAGCGUUGAAUAAUGUCGAUUCUAAAUUGCCAGUACUUGAGCUAAGAGACUUGGGUUCAGGCAUAGAAGUGGUAUUGGUAAGUAAGUUGAACAACAAAACCUUCAUGUUGUACGAAGUAAUUAGUGUCCUUGAGGAAGAAGGCGCUGAGGUUGUCGCUGCAAGCUACUCAACUGUGGGGGAAAAGAUAUUUUACGUUGUUCAUGCUCAGGUUAAAAUAUCCAGAGUGGGGGUAGAGACCUCAAGGGUAUAUCAGAGGCUCCAGGAGUUUAUUGCUCCACUAGAAAGCUGGGAACACGAUUAA
Messenger RNA from Abrus precatorius (Indian licorice), 582 nucleotides. Its product is annotated as transcription factor bHLH162-like. Gene Ontology annotation, cellular component: RNA polymerase II transcription regulator complex. The coding region runs from base 1 to 582 and encodes 193 amino acids. Gene Ontology annotation, biological process: regulation of transcription by RNA polymerase II. Lineage: Eukaryota; Viridiplantae; Streptophyta; Magnoliopsida; Fabales; Fabaceae. The transcript has 3 exons. The record is from RefSeq and is a predicted model, not a curated record. Gene Ontology annotation, molecular function: protein dimerization activity; RNA polymerase II transcription regulatory region sequence-specific DNA binding; DNA-binding transcription factor activity, RNA polymerase II-specific.